Molecule: messenger RNA, 8102 nt
Organism: Podarcis lilfordi (Lilford's wall lizard)
Lineage: Eukaryota; Metazoa; Chordata; Lepidosauria; Squamata; Lacertidae
Source: the annotation of a GenBank genome assembly
AUGGACGUGGGUUCUCUUUGUAUACAACACCAGAGUGAAGGCUCUGCUAUCCAAAGCAGCAGUAGGAUGCCGUGGUCCUGGGUCUUUGCAGUGGUUUGCUGCUUCUUGUGCUUUUCCGGUGAUGCCUUCCAAAGGUAAUGUGCCUUCUCUUUUCAAGUCAAGUCAAGGCCUAGUCUUGGGAGAACUGCCUGCUUCCCAGCGCACGAUGAAUGCAUAGGCUAAGUACCUGAUGCAGCAGGGUCAAGGACAAAUCAGAAUUCCCUGAUGAGGUGUAUGUAGCUACUGUGCUGGGAUUGAUGUUAGCAUUCACAUGUUUUUCCUCCAGCCCAUUUUGUAUUAUAUGUGACUGGUGGCAGGUGGGAAGUUGUACUUACGUAGGAGAGAAUAGACCACCAUGGUGUACUUCAAAUUGGGGGAAGGUAGAAUUGAAGAAGUUGAAGGCAUGGGUGAAGAUAUAAUAAGAAACGAGUCAAAAGGCAGAGUUGGGGAGCAAGAGUAUGGAUAAAGCCUGUUAAGGCUGUGUAAACACUAUAUACCUUGUUUUUCGCUUUAUAAGACGCAUCAGACCACAAGAUGCACCUAGUUUUUGGAGAAGAAAAACAAGAAAAAAAUUAUUCUGAAUCUCAGAAGCCAGAACAGCAAGAGGGAUCGCUGAGCAGUGAAAGCAGCAAUCCCUCUUGCUGUUCUGGCUUCUGGGAUAGCUGCGCAGCCUGCAUUCGCUCCAUAAGAUGCACACACAUUUCCCCUUACUUUUUAGGAGGGAAAAAGUGAGUCUUAUAGAGGAAAAAAUACGGUACCUUUAUUGUACAGUGCUACCUCGGGUUAAGAACUUAAUUCGUUCUGGAGGUCUGUUCUUAACCUGAAACUGUUCUUAACCUGAGGUACCACUUUAGCUAAUGGGGCCUCCUGCUACCGCCACACGAUUUCUGUUCUCAUCCUGAAGCAAAGUUCUUAACCCAAGGUACUAUUCUGGGUUAGCAGAGUCUGUAACCUGAAGCGUCUGUAACUUGAAGCAUCUCUAACCUGAGGUACCACUGUACAUUUGAAGCCCCUUCUUUCCCUCAAAGAAUUCUGGGCACUUGUUAAGGGUUGCUGGGAAUUGUAACUCUUUGAGGUAUAAACUCCUUUAACUCCUUUAAUCCCAAUACUAUGGAAACGCCCUUUGAUUUGAUGAGUGGGUUAUAUGUAAAAGGAAUAAAAAAAGUGGACACAGAAAUAGUAAGAACUGGUAACAAACUGUCCGGUGGAAAGGUUGCAAAAAACAAAGUCUAGACUGUGGUGAGGGGACAGAUUGUAUGGUGAUGUUUUUACCAGAGAAGAUAAAGAAAGAAGAAGAGGGCGGAGGCAGUACAACUUUGGACAUACAGAUUGGCAUAAAUCACCUCAGCAGAGAAGUGAACAGCUGAAUUUGGGAGACAAGCCUGCAAUAAGCACAUCCUUUCCUUUAAGCUGCUACUUAAAAUUCAGUGCUGCAUAUUGAGAGAUGUCUCAGUUCCACUGAGAAAUCAAGGCAGGUCUCCAGAAAAUUGUGAUUAGGCUUUGUUGCCUAAUGUGGACUAAAUUUAAACAAGCGUCAGCAAAGCUGUUUUGGAGGGGCGGAAGGUAGAGGAACACAGGUCCCCCCCCCAUACUUUUGAGAUUGAAACUGUGACCUUUCAAAUGCAAAGCAUGUUCUCUAUCCCUGAGCUAUGCCAUUUCCCCCCUAAUCAAGGAAAGGGUCUCAUAAGAGAACAACUGCUUUUUCCUCCCCAUUUCUGGAAAGGUGCUAAUAAUGACAUAUCCUAGGUCCCUGCUUCUACAUAACAAUACACUUUCCCAAUAGCUAUGCCACAGCAGCACUGCAGAAAGCUAGAGAUGAAGAUGAAGGCAAGCGGAUCAUAGAAAGAACAAGGAAGCGCCCAUCUUUGUUCACACAGGACUGAUUAUGUAACACAGUGGAAUAUUUGGUCACAAAAUCCUUGCACUCGCAGAGUAAAAAUAGCUGAAAAAAUGCUACUGAUAACACUUAUCCCCAGAAAGGGUAAAUUUUAAUUGUAUUUUUUAAUUUGCCAUUGUAGUACAGCAUCACUGCUGUACUUUAAAUGUUACAAAGAAGAUUCUAAGGGAAGAAGCGACUGCAUUUGAUAAUUGUACUUUUGGAAAUUACCUGGAUGGCUAAUUUAGCUACUGUAAACUUAGCUGAUUUUGUCAUUGUAUUAAAGUUGGUUAAGCAAAGUCAAUCAUUUGCAGGAGCAGGUUCUUACGGCAUCUAUUUGGUCAUAUUACACUGUACUGUGUAUUGGGGGGGGGGACCAUGGAUUUAAACUGCAUUUGUAAAUGAAAUGAAGCAUAUUCAGCAAUCUGCCAAGUCUGGUUAACCAUUGUAGACAGUAGUGGGAUUGUGAGAGAGGGUGCCGCCAAGCAGGUAUGGGAGUCACUGUGAUAUAAAAGGAAGGAGUGGUUGGUCCUCAGGAAUAGAAAAACAAGUUGUAGAGCAACAAAUGCAAAUAGUGAUGGGGAAGCAUUGUGUCGGUGGGUGGCAAUAAAGAAUUAUGCUUAUGUAACAAACAUGAAGCAUCCUUCCCUUAAUAUUGGAAAAAUAAUAAUUUUUAAAACAUCCAAAAUGUAAGGACCACAAAUUUAUGCAGGUUUGAAGCUGUGGACAACAAUAUGCAAGACUAAAGAACAUGCUUCAAAAACUGCUAAAUGACUUUUAAAUAAAAUCGUGUGAUUCUAUUCUCUCUCUCUUUAAAGAUAGAUUAAAACUAGAGGAAAAUUACUUGCUGACAGUCCAUUGCAAGCAUUUACUGCCAUCUAGAGCAAGUGAGAGGUAUCUUCCAAGCCAAGGCAGCUGUCAUCUGUGAAUCAAGGCUGCUUCCCCCUUGCAGCAAAGUCUGAAAGUGGCCUCAAACAAACUGUAUUUCCUCACCAGCAUGACUUUAGUUCUUGCAGCAGUUUAUUCAGCUCACUGUGGGGUGGAAGUGGGAGAGGCAUUCUGGAUAUCCCAGAGAAAACACAACAGCAUUAGAAGAGCUGGUUCAGACUAAAGAGCCUUCUAAUCCAACAUUGCAUUCUCACAGUGGCCACCCAAGUUUUAUAAUUCCUUUCUUAACACCUUUCAGGAUUCCGCUUAAGAAAAUGCCCUCAAUCAGGGAGACCCUGCAGAAGAUGGGGAUGGAAGUGUCUGAUGGCUUCCCUUCCAUGGAGCACAGUCAAUACCAUCUUGGCGAAGCGCUUCAUAAUGUGACAGCACCUACCACCCUCACAAACUACAGAGAUGUGAGUGUUUGAUGAUGCCCCUUGAGCAAGCGAGUCAGCAGAUCAGGGGAGCCCAAGAAUCUUUGUAGAGAUAUUUAUGGAACGUGAUACGAUGGAGGGCCUUUCCACCUGUCCUUUUAAACCAUGCAUCCAUUAUGAUUUGUGCUUAUGAUGGCAACAGGGUGGUUUUGCACGAUCCUGCAUUCCUCACUGCGUACACCUGCAAAGGUGGUUUUUUGGGGGGUGUGUGUGUGGAUGCACUGCUUCAUCUCCCAUCAGUGCAGGUCCUGUAACUUUCUGCAAAAAUGCUGUAGUUUUUAUAGUACAAAUCUUUCAGGAUUGUUUGUGUGUUGCACUUUUGUGGUGUUGUAGAACAUUGCUUACAGAUUUGUUAUAAGUUACUGAGCAGCUUUUAAAUGUUAUAAAUAAAUAAAAUGAGAGUGUUCCCCUCCAGAUGCUAGAAUAGCAUUUGGAACACAUCACAAUACAACUAAGAAAGCAGAACAAUGUGUAGUUGGUGCAGCAUCAGUCUACCACUCAUACUUUAUUAUAGCAUCAAUGAUAUGUUGCCAAAUGCAGUCUGGAUGGGCGCUAAGAUUUAGGAAUCAGCAGCACCCACUAUUUAUUUGUAUUGCAAUAUGUCUUUCAGACGCAGUAUUUUGGUGAAAUCAGCAUUGGCACGCCAGCCCAGAUCUUCAAAGUCAUUUUUGACACAGGGUCGGCCAACCUUUGGGUGCCAUCCCACCAGUGCUCCCCACUGUACAGCGCCUGUGGUAAGUGAUAGUGAGUACCAUGCAUACUCAGAGAAACACAUGCCAACAAUAUAGUAUGGAAAUGCCUGGAUUCAUGGUUUUUUCCCCAUUCGAAUGCAUGGUAAUUAAAACAUUUGUUCAUCGUGGAGUAUGAUCUGUUUCUGGUGCACCAAUUAAUAUAACCUUAGUGUCUUUCUUUCCUAUUAGCUUCCCACGCCCGCUACGACUCCUCCAAAUCAAGUACAUACAGGCCAAAUGGAACUCAAAUUGCAAUCCAAUAUGGGAAAGGACACGUCAAGGGUUUCCUUAGCCAGGACAUUGUGACAGUAAGUACUACAACAGGGUAGAAGGCUCCUUUCUUUCCACUCAUAUGCCUUCUUGCUUCUGAAGGAGGGGAACUGGCGCAAAGCUUUCCUCUAUCCUGGCAGACACAAGGCCAUUCACAGGCCUGGAUUCUUCUAUACCAAAUCACUGGUUGAAGGCUAUGACCUCUUGCACUCAAUCAAGGAGAAUCCCCAUAGUCUGGACCAGCCUUCCCCAGGUUGAUGCGCUUCAGAUGUUUUGGGCUACAACUCCCAUCAGCCCCAGCCAGCAAGGACAACGAUCAGGAAUGAUGGGGAUUGUAGUCUGAAACAUCUGGCAGGGGGAACCAGAUUGGGAAAGGCUAGACCAGACUGCCAUGUGUCACUUCAACCACUAGAUCAGGGAUAGGGGACCUGCAGCUGACCUGCCAGGUGUUGUUGUACUGUCACUCCCAUCAUCCCUGACGAGGAGCCUUGCUGGCUGCAGCAGAUGGGAAGCAGAGUUCAACAAUAUAUUGAAAGAUUUGGCAUUCAGCACUGUCACACUCUCCAAGUUAUCUGAAUGAUGAGAAACUCCAGGGGCACAGUUCAUUAUAAUUUGGAAGGAAGUCACAGGAGGCUGGUGAAGUUUUGCAAAAUUUAUCUUUAUUUACAAAUAUGCAGGUUGAACAUUGGGGAAGAAAAACCCAUGCCUGCUUUGCUCCUUAGCAAAGGUAACCUUUCUUUUCCUUGUUUCUUCUAUCCAGGUUGCUGGCAUUCCUGUUUUCCAGGUGUUUGCAGAAGCCACAGCACUCACUAACAAACCUUUCAACUAUGCCCAGUUUGACGGAGUGCUUGGUAUGGGGUAUCCCAGUCAAGCCAUUGAUGGUGUUACCCCAGUGUUUGACAAGAUCAUGUCUGAACAGAUUCUGACGUCAGAAGUGUUCUCUGUCUACUACAGCAGGUGAUGGUUGUUUGGAAGAGCCUAUGUGCCAAAUAACUGGGAGCAUAGGUGGUCUGGACAAAUCCUUCACAAGGAACCAAAAACUCAUUAUCUAGUUCAGGCAUGCCCAACCUUCAGCCCUCCAGAUGUUUUGGACUACAAUUCCCAUCAUCCCUGACCACCGGGCCUGUUAGCCAGGGAUCAUGGGAGUUGUAGGCCAAAACAUCUGGAGGGCCGCAGGUUGGGGAUGCCUGAUCUAGCUGAAGCAUGUUUUCAGUGGUAGAGUACAUGCUGCUUUCCAGGUUCAAUUCCUAGGACCUCCCAUGUUCAAUCAGGGGCAUAAGAAGGCCCUAUCUCCAUUUCUUUGUGGCAGAGGGUGUGGCCUGAGGGCCACACACAGAGAGGCUACUGGGCCUUGAUGUACAAACAUUGGGGUUGCUCUUCUUUGCCUGGAAAGCUUAGUUUCCAUUCACGCAGAGUUCAACAUUGGCCCAUCACUGCACCACUCUGAGUAUCACUCCCCUCGCCACAUUCUCAAGCACAAGAACACUCUCCUCACAUUACUACCUAUGCAUGUUUUUUUGCUCCUGCCAACAAGAAUCUAAUCGACAGAACCUGAGGUAUAUCAUGCCAAGUGUAUCAGGUACAAGAGUGGGCAGGAAGGAGAAAGUGACUGCUUGUGAUUUCUGUCCUAGGAAUUCUGCGCUGAACACUGGGGGAGAAAUCAUCCUGGGAGGCAGUGACCCAUCUUACUACACGGGGGACUUCCACUAUCUCAGCAUCAGCCGGGAAGGCUAUUGGCACAUUGAUCUUAAAGGGUGAGGGAUGCUGCUUUUUACUGCUCCAAGUAAUUCACAAACCCUUCUAAACUCCAUCGUCGUGUGAUAAUCCAAUAAACACUCCAUUUAUCAAACUUGGGUUCCUUUUUAAAAACAAAAACAACAACAAUCCUUAUUGAGCUUUAAAAUUGUACAAAACAUAUCCCCCCUCCCAAAUAUCCUUUCAAAAUGAAAACAAGGACUUUAAAAGCAUUAAGGAAGAGAAGGGAAAGGGUAUGUGGAGGCAUUUUCAUACACCAGUUUAUCCUUUCCUUAAAUCAAUAUAUAAUGCAGCUGUAAAAUGUACAUUGCCUGGAAUGUAUAAUUUUAUUUAUUUGUCUUUUUAUGUAUUCAGCGCUACAUUAACACAUUCAUGGCCAUAAUAUCACAAAAAACAGUCAAAUAAACUUUCACAGGCGUGCUUGGUCUCUAGGGCUGCGGAACCCAUUGCCCUCUAGAUGUUGCUAGACUACAACUCCUAUCAUCACUGGUCUUUGGCCAUGCUGGCUGAUGGGUGUUGGUAGUCCAACAACAUCUGCAGCGCCAUAGAUAACUCCAUAUAUUAGCACAUACAUCCUAUAGGUUACUUAUCUUCUCUAGCUGUCAGAAUGGCUGCUUCACUGCAAGGGCGAGGGUGGGUAGGGCAUAAGGGUUUGUCUGAAACAUGAAAGGCUCUUUUGCUUUCUCCACAGGGUUUCUGUCGGGGGCGAGCUGCUGUUCUGUCACGAAGGCUGCACGGCAUCUGUAGAUACCGGGACUUCCUAUAUCACGGGCCCAGCUAGUUCAGUGUCUAUUCUGAUGAAAGCCAUAGGAGCUACUUUGUUUGAAGAGAAAGAUGUAAGCAUACUGAAAGGUCUCCUCCAAAAGCUUAUCCUCUCUUGCAGUAGGUAGACAAAGAAAUGACAGGUCAAAAAAGUCAUGAGGAAAAACAGCAGUGGAACCUGAAGCCUGGUUGCUUUUCAUGCAUGCAAACACUCCCUUGGUGCCCUUGAAUGCUGUUUUGUUUUGUUUUGUUAAAAAGUGAAGCGCUGGGUCUCAUAUCUUAGUAAAAGUGCCAUGCAUGCCAGCACAAAAUGGCUGCCAUAGGUAGCAAAAGAAGACAUGACAGUACUCUAUGCCUGAGACUCCCAUUACAGUAAAAACACUUGAUUAGAGGUGCAAUUGUCAAGUCUGAAACUAGGAACCUUAGCACUGCCCCUUCUCCUUGUAAGUAAUUUGCUGGUCUUCUCAAAAGGUGAAGAAUAUAGACAGUAUGGAUUUGGAGGCUGCUUUUGCUUACAUGAAACCUAGAUUGAAAUCUACGCAUGAGGGAGAUACUCCGAUGGAUAUUAGAUGGGCUUGGUCUUCAACUCUUGCCUGAAGUACUUUGCCCCACAGUCUUGAGUACAGGACCUAAAAGUUUCAUUUUCUUAUUCACUCCUUUCUCCUCUCACAGUAUAUCAUCGAAUGCAAGAAAAUUCAUUUGCUGCCUGAUAUCUCCUUCCAUUUUGGAGAGAGAGCCUACAUACUUAGUGGCUCCGCCUACGUCCUCCAGGUAAGAUGCUGGGCAAGAUUUGCAAUAAACAGGAAAGGUGGAGGGCAGCUAGGAAAUAGAGGAGUUGGGGUAGAAAAAAAUUCCAGGGGGAAAUUUUUGAGGUCUGAUACUUUGAGCAAUGGUGCAACAAUAAUAGGCACAGUGGAAAACAGGAGUGCCUGGCGUGCUCUGGUCCAUGGGGUCACGAAGAGUCGGACACAACUCUUUUGUGUUUUGAGACUACAAUUCCCAUCACCACUGGUCCUGCUAUCUAGGGAUCAUGGGAGUUGUAAGCCAAAAACAUCUGGAGGGCCGAGGUUGAGGAAGCCUGAUCUAAGGCAAUAAAACUGUCUCACUGACUCACUUCCCUGCUUGGUUGCGCCAUUCUCUCUGCAGCAUUCUGAAUAUGGCCAAGAGUUCUGCACCGUGGCAUUCUCAGGUUUCGAUAUUCCUCCUCCACUGGGCCCUCUCUGGAUUCUGGGUGCUAGUUUCAUCGGAGAGUACUACACCGAAUUUGACCGGCAGAACAACCGAAUUGGCUUUGCCACAUCCCUCUGA